Molecule: messenger RNA, 2419 nt
Organism: Salvelinus fontinalis (brook trout)
Lineage: Eukaryota; Metazoa; Chordata; Actinopteri; Salmoniformes; Salmonidae
Product: cdc42 effector protein 3-like
Exons: 1
Coding region: 1-606 (201 amino acids)
Source: RefSeq, a predicted model, not a curated record
AUGCCUCUGAAGACUUCCCUGUACUUAAAAUCGGCCACCAUGCGCUGGCCCCCCAAGCAGAAGCGCCGUGAACUGCUGUCAGUCAACAUGAUCAGCCUACCACUGGGCGACUUCCGUCACCUCUCCCACAUCGGAUUGGAUGCCCACGGUGAUACCUUCGGCGACCUCACAGCCUUCCACCGGACUGGUAGUCUCAUCCUCCACAGCUCUCAAAGCCACCAGGACCUCUACUCCAAAGGGAUCGCCCCACCCCCACCCAAGCCCCCACGACUCCUCAGCCCAGAAGAGAUGGAUGCGCAGUCCGCCGAAACCAGAACCCUUCCCCAGGCUUUCAGGCACAAGUGCCACUCCCUGCCUUUACUGGAUGAUGUGGAGCAUGAUGGGUUGUACCAACAAGAGGAGGUAAAGCAGAAGCAGGAAGAGGAGGGAGGGUUAACGAUGGGUCCGGAUGGAUUUGAAUUGAACGCGGCCCCCCAACAGGUCCCUUGUCUACCAGUGGAGGCCUCUCCAGUGGUCGAGGAAGACUCGUCUUUUUCCCUGAACCUUGACCUGGGGCCAUCCAUACUAGAAGAUGUCCUGCAGGUGAUGGACCAGCUUUACCAGUGAGACUUUGAGAAGGGUGGCCCUCAGAACAAAAUCUAUUACAAUCACAUGUAUGAGGGCCUUUCAAGAAACCCAAGACACUGUACCAGACACUGUACAUAGGGAGAACUCUAAACUCCUUCCUUUCUAAUGGGAAUUGAAAGAGGUUGUGCCAUUGAUGGACAAAUGGGCUGAAUCAUUGUCAACUGUCAGGAUGCUAAUCGGCACAAUUGUUUUCAAUCACUGCAUACAUAGAGGACAGUUUGUAUAAUAUUUCCUUCUUUUGCAUGCAAUAUAAUAUAGAGGGAUGUGUCAUAUCUGGGUCAACGCUUUGGACAUUUAUCCUUCUCAGGUGAAAGCUCUGAGCCAAUGACACUCCACUCCACCUGGGUCAUGUGACCUAAGGACAGACGAUGCCACAUAUUUGUAUCUAGAGGAGACAUGUUGUGAAAGGUAAAAAAGACAGACUGUAAACUAUGAGACAGAGCUGUGAGACAGACAUUUGUGACUGAAGCUUGUCUGACAACUUCUGUGGUGAAACACUGAAAGAACACUGGUUGCUUUUUCUUUUCGAUGUUUAGGCCUACUAUACAGGGAUAAUGAGAACUAGCACUCCCAUAGUAUCUAAGUCAGCUACAGUACGACUCACUCGAAUGUAUACGUAUAGAACUAUUUCUUGUUUUUCUUACCAAGUACUCAAGGGGAAAGUUCACCAACAGACCUUUAUGAAUAUACUACUGUAGAAGUCUUUAUGACAUGGUUUAUGGCGUGACUGUGAAUAGUAUCAGCCUAUAAAAGUUUCUUCGGAAAAGCAAAGAUCACCAACAAUCCUUUUCCCAUAUCAUAAUAUGUUAGAUUAAAGUGGAGCAUGAACUCUGCCCAGCACAAUGAAAUCACAUUGUGUUUAUACUCUAUAGAAUAAGCUUUCAUUUGUGAAAUAAAAACCAGAAAGCUAAGAUAGUGCUUACUUUUUGCAUCUGAGACACUUUAUUCUUUAACAUCACUGCUACCUCCUGGUGGCCCAUUUUGUAACAACUAUCACAUCCAUUUGUCUUUCUACACCACCCGAAGAAGAUAUUUCACAGCCUUAUAUUGGCCGGUAUGUGCAUCUUCAUUACUUCAUGGUCCAGUGGGUCAAUGUCCAUUAUUUAAAUAUAUUAGUUUUAUAAAUCUCCCUCAAGCUUUUUGAUAGAAACUAUCAAGAAUAAUCCAGAGCAAUUUACAGUUGAGUGCCUAAUUGUUGUUACUUUUUCGUGCUGAUCCCCCAUAGGAAUCAAACCCAGAACCCUGGCAUUGCAAGCACCAUGCUCUACCAACUGAGCCACUCGGGACCACACAGCUACUUUGCCCCAUAACAAAUAUACAUUUAAUAAGAUCUAUACUCAGUAUGGCCAUCCAUGUUAUUAGUAUGCUUUCUUUAUUUAUCACACUCAUUUCACUCCCUGUAUCCUAUGUAAUAUCCUCCAUUUUGUUCCCUCGACUCUUGUGAUUCAUGCAAUCUCAACAAUGGGACUGAGGCACAACCACACCAAUUAUUGUGUUCUGCAUCUGUGUGAGAUAACAUGAAUCAGCUUGUCUGUGGAAGAUACACUGUGUUUACCUACUGCUAACCCAUUCAAAUACACCGCUGUUCUCGACAAGUCUGCCUUUUUUAGCAGACUCUCCUUCACAGGCUUGGUAGAAGCCUGGCUACGGCAUAGGUUGUCAGAAAACCCACACUGUUUCAAAAUCAUCUGUUGUGAAUGUUGACAUGGCCAUUGUAUUGGAAUAAUUCAUCCAGGCUACUGUCUUAUCAUCUGGGUUGGCUUAAAUAAAGGUAACUGAUUGAGGUACCUGA